UUGAACACCAUCGGCUAUGGAUCUUGGAUCAAGGGACGAUGCUUCUCUCUGGAAUGUGCUUCUUCGAGUUACAGGUCCUUGCUUCUUUGGGAGGUUACAGACACAGUGCCUGCUAUUUCAAUUGAAUUGAAACCAUACAUGAACAAAAGUAAUUUGAUGUUAGCAGUUGUGAAAAAAGUAGUUUCAAUGGGGGGUUGUGCCUCACAAUCAAAAAGGAAGGGCAAAACUCAUGGGAGAAACAGGCACAAACAUGCCAAUGUCCGAGGAAAAAUACCCGCUGGCGUUGCUGAUAUGUCCUUGAAAAGACUCAGCAAUGCUGGAAAUCAUGUUGGCGAUUUUUCUCUCGGUGAUUUUGUUCACUUGGACUUUGACAAGGGCCGGAGGUCUGAGGUUUCCAACAUGACAUUUCAUCUCACCCAACUACAAUAUCACGGUCAUAACCAAUCCGAUGGAAAUGGAUCGUGCCAAGAGGAAGCAUGGUUUGACUCAGUCAGCAUGAUUGAAUCUGAUUCAGAUGAUGACUUCAUCAGUGUGCAUGGAGAUUGCUUUCCUUUUGUGGGUAAUACUUUGGGGAGUACCCCUAAUACUCAGCUACUCCAAUAUGAAAGUGCAUCAUGCUUUGGAAACUCAGGCUGUAAUACAUAUGAAGGGUUCUAUGAAAGUUAUCUCAAAAUAGAUGGGGGCAACUAUAAGAAUGAAGAGAAGAUCCAAGAAAAGAACUCAAAGCAAUCAACAGUUAUCAUGGUUUCGGUCACAAGAAAAUCCGUUGAUGGGAAUGCAAAGACUGGAUCACGUGCAUCUGAGAGAUUACUUUACCAUCCCAGAGCAGGGUUUCGAAUUCAGUGUUCAGCUCUAGAGAAGCCAUUGCCUGGAUCCUGGUCCACAAUCUCGCCCUCAGUAUUUAGGCUCCGGGGGAAGAAUUUUUUUAGUGAUAAGCAAAAGUGUCCAGCUCCAACUUGUAGCGCUUAUAUACCAAUAGGUGUGGAUUUGUUUGUUUGCCCAAAGAAGAUCAAUCACAUUGCUCAGCAUCUUGAACUUCCAUCUAUCAAAGGGCAUGAGAAAGUUCCGUCACUUCUUAUUGUUAAUAUACAGUUGCCAACAUACCCUGCCUCUAUGUUCAGUGAUGGAGAUGGUGAAGGCAUGAGUCUUGUAUUAUAUUUCAAAGUAUCUGAUAAUUUCAGCAAAGAUAUCUCUUCUCACUUUCAGGAUAGUAUCAAGAGGCUAGUGGAUGGUGAGAUGGAGAAGGUGAAGGGGUUUACGAGAGAAACUGAGGUUUCCUAUAGGGAAAGACUGAAAAUUUUGGCUGAGGUGGUUAAUCCAGAGGACCUUCAAUUGAGCUCAACAGAGAAGAAGCUUAUAAAUGCCUACAAUGGCAAGCCAGUGCUUUCACGCCCUCAACACAUUUUCUUUAAGGGACCUAACUAUUUUGAAAUUGACCUGGACAUUCAUCGGUUUAGCUACAUAUCCAGGAAAGGGCUUGAUUCACUGCGAGAUCGUGUACAUAAUGGAAUACUUAAUGUGGGCUUAACUAUCCAGGCACAAAAGCUAGAGGAACUACCAGAACAAGUCUUGUGCUGCUUGCGGUUGAAUAAGAUCGACUUUGUUAACAGAGGUCAAAUUCCCACCAUUGUAACUUAAUUUGAAAUUUGAUUGGAACAACAGCCAGUUGAUGCAGAAAAAACCAAUGAAAAAUGCAUUGAGAGGAACACCCUCUGUGAAGAAUGGCUGCUCGGUUCAGUCAAAAAAAGAAUGGCUGCUCAAUCUGUGUGAUGACUCUGAUCACUUUGGGAAAGAGGUAGAAGAGAUGCAAAUUUGGGAGGGGAAAAAAGGUGACAAGAAGAAACAUAAUAAGCAUUCUGUGAAAUGCAAUAUUGAAUUUCUUUACUACAUUUCAAGGAGCAUUAAUUGAAAAGGGAUGAUUCUUUUUGGUUUUUUUAGUUACAGAAAGUGAACAUAAUGUAUUAUACAGAGUUUGAGAAAUGAGCCUCACUAUCCAACGCUUUUGAACAAUGUACCCUGCUGUGAACUUUAUACACACACACACACACACCACACACUUU
Neltuma alba is the source of this 2060-nucleotide messenger RNA. RefSeq lists its product as uncharacterized. NCBI's taxonomy places the organism in Eukaryota, Viridiplantae, Streptophyta, Magnoliopsida, Fabales, Fabaceae. The coding region runs from base 139 to 1638 and encodes 499 amino acids. The transcript has 11 exons. The record is from RefSeq and is a predicted model, not a curated record.